AUGGUGCUGGUGAUCACCUACCAUGAGCCCCAAAACCCCGAGUACCAGCACUUCCAAACCCAGCUCAUCCUGCGAGCCAAGCAGAAAUUUGGCGUGCAGCUCAACUACUCCCUGAUGAACCUGGUGGCAGGGUGUUUCUAUGACGGGAUGCUGCUGUACGCCAUGGUGCUGAACGAGACCCUGCGGGAGGGUGGCUCCAAGAAAAAUGCCACUCACAUCAUCGAGAAGAUGCGGGACCGCAAGUUCCAGGGGGUGACGGGGCUGGUGAGCAUGGACAGCAACAAUGACCGGGACACCGACUUCAACCUAUGGGCCAUGGGCGACCCCGAGAGCGGGCAGUAUGAGUGGGGGCCUAACCCCAGUGUGCCCCCCAGGAAGCUGAUGCUGGAGAAGGAGCUUGCCAGCAUGCUCUGGAGGAUCCGCUGGGACGAGCUGCAAUUCGGGAGCCCCGACCGGUACCACAAGGCAGCAGGCAGCCGGCUCACCCUAUCCCUGCGUGGCUCCAGCUACGGCUCCCUGAUGACCACCCACGGCAAGUACCAGAUCUUCGCCAACACCGGCCACUUCAAGGGCAACGUGGUGGCCAUCAAGCACAUCAACAAGAAGCGCAUUGAGCUGACGCGGCAGGUGCUCUUUGAGCUGAAACACGUAGGUUUAGGGUCUGAGCCGGGCCUCCCGCAGCUGGGUGCUCGGUGUGGCUGGUGCUGGUGCCACCAUCCCCCGGGUGCUUGGUGGGGUCCACUCAAUGUGCUGCCCCAGGACGUCCUGGAGAACGAGAGCAUCAACCUGGACUGGAUGUUUCGCUACUCCCUCAUCAACGACAUCGUCAAGGGAAUGGCCUUCCUGCACAACAGCAUCAUCGGCCACCACGGCAGCCUCAAGUCAUCCAACUGCGUGGUGGACAGCCGCUUCGUGCUGAAGAUCACCGACUACGGGCUGGCCAGCUUCCGCUCACCCUGUGACGGCGAGGACACGCACGCCCUCUAUGCCAAGAAGCUGUGGACAGCCCCGGAGCUGCUGCAGAAGGGGCACCUGCCCACCCCGGGGAUGCAGAAAGCUGAUGUCUACAGCUUCGGCAUCAUCGUGCAGGAGGUCGCCCUGCGCAAUGGCCCCUUCUACAUCGAGGGCAUGGACCUGAGCCCCAAAGAGAUCGUGCAGAAGGUGCGUAACAGCCAGAAACCCUUCUUCCGCCCCUCCAUCGACAUCGGGGUGCACAGCGAGGAGCUGGCAGUGCUGAUGGAGCGCUGCUGGGCGCAGGAGCCAGCCGAGCGCCCCGAUUUCAGCCAGAUCAAGAUCUUCAUCCGUAGAUUCAACAAGGAGGGCAGCACCAGCAUCCUGGACAACCUGCUGUCGCGCAUGGAGCAGUACGCCAACAACCUGGAGAAGCUGGUGGAGGAGCGGACGCAGGCCUACCUGGAGGAGAAGCGCAAGGCGGAGAACCUCCUCUACCAGAUUCUGCCCCACUCUCCAUGCCGGCGUCCCGUGUGUGCCGGAGUCGUGGGUCUGAAGAUGCCGCGGUACUGCCUCUUCGGGGACACGGUGAACACUGCAUCCCGCAUGGAGUCCAACGGCCAGGCCCUGAAGAUCCACGUCUCGUCCACCACCAAGGAGGUCCUGGAUGAGUUUGGCUGCUUCGAGCUGGA
This is a messenger RNA of Pygoscelis adeliae (Adelie penguin), 1643 nucleotides long. RefSeq names its product natriuretic peptide receptor 2 (gene NPR2). Gene Ontology annotation, molecular function: natriuretic peptide receptor activity; peptide hormone binding; guanylate cyclase activity. The annotation marks the transcript as partial. NCBI's taxonomy places the organism in Eukaryota, Metazoa, Chordata, Aves, Sphenisciformes, Spheniscidae. The record is from RefSeq and is a predicted model, not a curated record. The transcript has 14 exons. Gene Ontology annotation, cellular component: membrane. Gene Ontology annotation, biological process: receptor guanylyl cyclase signaling pathway; protein phosphorylation; intracellular signal transduction.